AUGGCUGUCCCGUUUCUUCUUCCCCCUGUGAUUGAAAAUCUGAACUCCUUGCUCCAAAAUAAAGUGGCCUUGCUUUGGGGUGUCGACAAGGAGAUGAAAAAGCUUUCAAGCACUCUCUCCACCAUCCAUGUUGUUCUCGAAGAUGCAGAGCAAAAACAACUGCAAGACAAAGCCAUACAGACUUGGUUGAAGGAACUUAACGACGCAGCCUAUGAGGCAGAUGACGUCUUGGAUGAGUGGAAUAAAAUAAAAGCAAUUACAGGCAAGUUUGAUGCGAUUGCUGCUAAUCGUAGUAAAUUUCACUUGAAAGAAAAGCAAGUUGAAUAUGAUGUAAGCCGUGAAACCAGCUCCGUUAUAACUCAACCACAACUCUAUGGAAGAGACGUAGAUAAAGAGAAGAUUGUCAACUUUCUGGUCAAGGAUGUAUGCAAUAGUGAGGAUGUUUUUGUGUAUCCUAUACUUGGUAUAUGA
This is a messenger RNA of Camellia sinensis, 471 nucleotides long. The record is from RefSeq and is a predicted model, not a curated record. NCBI's taxonomy places the organism in Eukaryota, Viridiplantae, Streptophyta, Magnoliopsida, Ericales, Theaceae.